GCCUGACGCGCCGCGCCCCGGCGGCUCUAGGGACCCCCCGCGCCUGCACUGUCCUCGCGCAGACGAGUAGGGGGCGCCCGCGCCUUUGACCCCCGUGAGCACCCCCGCCCCGCUCACCUUAGCCCCGCGCCUGAGGUUUUGGAAAUCCCUUGUCUCCAGGUUGCUGGAAUUGACUUCUUGCUCAACUGAAUCACUCACUUGAUGAAGACAAAGAGAACUAAUGCUUUGUGCUGACUCAUCUCUGAAUCCAAGCACUGGGGAGUCUGUCUGCCUGGUUUGUGGAAAGAUCCAGUGAUUGUUUUUAUCACUAAGCUUCCUGAGACUUCUGAAGAUAAGAAGUCAGAGGAAUAUACACUUUCUUUUGAAUUUUCAUAACAUACUUGCUCUAGUUUUGAAGCCUCGGGCUGCUGGGCGUGUGAGUGACAAGUCUUUACAAGUGGCCUUAUUCCAACUCCAGAGAUUCCUCACCCAGAUUCUAAUUUUAUAUACAAUCCUCAAGAGACAGGAAACAUGCCAACUCAAUCCCUCUUGAUGUAUAUGGAUGGACCAGAAGUUAUUGGCAAUUCUCUUGGCACCCAAAUGGAGAUCGAUGAUGCCAUGACAAUAAAAGGGACCGCUGCUGUUCCUUUCAGAGCCACACAGGAGAAAAACAUAAUCCAAAUAGAAGGGUAUAUGCCCUUGGACUGCAUGUUUUGCAGUCAGACCUUCACACAUUCGGAAGACCUCAAUAAACACGUCUUAAUGCAACAUCGGCCUAUCCUCUGUGAGCCCGCCGUUCUGCGUGUUGAAGCAGAGUAUCUGAGUCCUCUUGAUAAAGUUCAGGUGAGAACAGAACCUCCAAAGGAUAAGAAUUGCAAGGAAAAUGAAGAACUUUGCUGUGAAGUGUGUGGGCAGACGUUUCGAGCCGCCUUCGACGUUGAGAUCCACAUGAAGAAACACAAGGACUCUUUCACUUACGGGUGUAAUGUGUGUGGCAGAAGAUUCAAGGAGCCCUGGUUUCUGAAGAAUCACAUGCGAACGCACACUGGCAAAUCGGGGGCCAAGAGCAGACCACAGCCAGGCCUGGAGAGCCCGGUGACCAUCAACGAGGUGGUGCAGGAGCACGCGGCUGAGAGCGUCUCAUCUCCUUACAAGAUCUGCAUGGUUUGUGGCUUUCUGUUUCCAAAUAAAGAAAGUCUCAUUGAUCACAGGAAGAUGCACACCAAAGACACUGCUUCCGGUACCCGCAGCUCACAGACAGACACGCAGCAGGAGGGAAUGCCGUCUCCGGGGGAAGAGUUGCUGCAGUUCUUAAACCUAAGACCCAGGUCUCACCCUGAGGUCGCGAAGAAGCCGGCCAAAUGGAUACCUCAGCUGGACCCGUUCACCACCUACCAAGCCUGGCAGCUGGCCACCAAAGGGAAGGUCGCUGUGUGCCGAGAGGUGAAGGAGCAGCCGGGCCAGGAGGGGAGCACCGACAACGAUGAGUCCUGUUCAGACAAAGAAGAGCUGGGGGAAAUUUGGAACACGAAUAAAAGCCAUCCCGAAGGUUCCGGAAAGUCCAAGACAAGUAAAAGCGGUUGUCCAGGUCUCUCACAAGAUAAGGAGAAGCCCAGACACCCCGCCGGUGAAGUGCCUUCCGUGGACGCAGACCCCAAGUUAGCCAGUAACAAAGAGAAGCCGACGCAUUGCUCCGAGUGUGGCAAAGCCUUCAGAACCUACCACCAGCUGGUCCUGCACUCCCGGGUGCACAAGAAGGACCGUAGGGCUGAUGCCGAGUCGCCGCCCAUGUCAGUGGAUGGCAGGCAGCCGAGCACCUGUUCUCCGGACCUGCCCCCGACCCUGGAGGAGAACGGAGCCAUCGAUCGAGAAGGUGGCUCUGAAGACGGGUCCGAGGAUGGGCUUCCAGAAGGGCUCCACCUGGAUAAAAAUGAUGAUGGAGGAAAAAUAAAGCAUCUUACAUCCUCAAGAGAAUGUAGUUAUUGUGGGAAGUUUUUCCGUUCAAAUUAUUACCUCAAUAUUCAUCUCAGAACACAUACAGGUGAAAAACCAUACAAAUGUGAAUUUUGUGACUAUGCUGCAGCCCAGAAGACCUCUCUGCGGUAUCACCUGGAGAGACAUCACAAGGACAAGCAGACCGAUGCUGCUGCUGAAGUCAGGAACGAGGGGAAAAACCAGGAGACGGAAGAUGCACUUCUAACCACUGACAGUGCGCAAACCAAAAAUCAGAAAAGAUGUUUUGAUGGUGCCAAAGAUGUUAAAGGCAGCUCACCUGCAAAGCAACUGAAGGGGAUGGCCCCUGCCUUUCAGAACAUUCUGGGCAGUGCUGUCCUCUUAGCAGUACACAAAGAUACUCAGGAUUUCAGUAAAAACGCAGCUGAUGACAGUGCCGAUAAACUGAGCAAAACUCCUGCCCCUGCUUAUUUGGACGUGUUAAAAAAGAGACCAGCAGUUGAACCUCAGGCACACAACCUCACCUGCAGAACAGAAGUGGACGUGGCCCCUCACCCAGACGGCCGGGUGGCCCAUCACGUCCAGGUCGGCCACAGAGAGAAGAAAGCGGAGGUCGAUGCCAACUGUCAGGAGAAGCCCUUAAACUUAUCCCUCGGGGCUUCCCACUGCUGCCCGGCAGCUUCUUUGGGUAAAAGUGUGACCACGAGUACCACCUGCCCGUUCUGCACCUUCAAGACAUUUUAUCCAGAGGUUCUAACGAUGCACCAGAGACUGGAGCAUAAGUACAACCCAGAUAGCCACAGAAACUGUCGGAACAAGUCUCUGCUUCGAAGUCGACGGACCGGAUGCCCCCCAGCUUUACUGGGGAAAGAUGUGCCUCCCCUCUCGAAUCCCUACAAGCCCAAGCCCAGGCCCGCCUUCCCAGCGCAGCCCAGACCCCUGCCGUCCGAGAAAGCGAAGCCCACCCCCCCGGGGCCCGGCAAAGCCCCUCUGACUUCAGGGAUCGACUCCAGCACUUUAGCCCCCAGCAACCUGAAGUCCCACCGGCCGCCGCAGAGCCUCGGGGGGCUGGGGGCCGCGGCCCGGCAGCCGCCUUCCGAGAUGUUCGCCAAAGCCAGCGCGACCCCGGCCGCGGAUAAAGCCAAGCGGCUGGAGCCCAAGCCCAAGCCUCAGCCUCCUGCCGGGGCCCCGGCCCAGCCCGCCCCAGGCGGCGCCCUCAAUGGCUGCAGUGACCACACCCCCAGGAAUGACGGCCUCUGGGCGCCACCGGCCCGGGACUACUUCUGCGGCCGCGGCGCCGAGCCGGACGAGCCGCUCCCCAAGCGGCCAAGGGUCGGGGCCCCGGCCCGCGAUGGGGACCAACCCGGCCCCCACUACCGGCGUCCCUUCGACCUCCCCAAGUUCCAUGUGGUGCACGGCCUCACGUCGCUGCUGCCCCCCGAGUGCGCGUGCCCUCCGCCCACUGCGCUGCCUGCGCGGCCCCGCUUCUUGGCCACCGGCGAGGCGGAUGCGGCCGUGCUGCCCGCGCAGAAGCCCUUCGCUGCGGCUGGAGCCCUGUUCCCCUGCGGCCCUGCGGGCCCCGCGGCCGGGUCGGCGCUGGAAGGAAAAAGGCCUGUGUCCUAUCAACACUUAUCUAGCAGCAUGCUACAGAAGAGGAACUAUGAGAAUUUUAUUGGGAACGCACAUUAUCGACCAAAUGACAAAAAAACUUGAUUCCCUAUUUUGGGGAUGAAAGGUCUUGAUGGAUAUAAAUGUGUACUCUCCAUGAAAUUGAAUUAGUUCAUCUUCUGAAAAAGCAGAUGGUGAAAGCUACUGAAAUAAGCUGUGAUUGUACUGUACAUAUAUAAAGAACACUACGGUUUUGUAAAGUUGUUCUGUUAACUUUUGUACCAAAUAGCAAUAAAAACUAUAGUUGGAACAGUUGGGUUGUACACAAAUGGAGACCGGACAUCUCUGUUUUGCCCUGAAUAAUAUUUUUUUUAGAAUUGACCAAAUAAGAAGUGGAGUUUUUUUGCAUACUUGAGCGCUGCUGAAAAGAAAUCAUUUGGGCUGGGGGGUGGGAUGGGGAGAAAGUAUAUAACGCUUGCACCUCAGGUAAAACUGUAAAUAUAUGUUGUAAACCUGCUUGUUUAAAACUGUGUGUAUUCUUUUCUCUAAUGUUGCUCAUCACUUGGAGCAUGUUUCUGCUACUUGUCCUCUUUCAUUUAAAAUGUAUGUUUUUUAAAAAAUUUCUCAAUGAUUUGUAUUAUGUUAAAUCCUCCGCAGUCUGUUGUCUUAACAGAAUUGUUAACAGAAGCAUUGACCCCCUAUGAAUAUGUGCUGCAUGUACGGAGAUCAGCCAUUCUGAAUUUGGUGCCCUUUUACUGCAAAUUUCGGUAUGUCAUCUGAGAAAGACCCAGAUCCACAGUCCUUUUCUGAGGGAAUGGCAUGGUUUGUGGGAUUUUUAAGUGUGUGUAUCUACAGGGAAACAUUUCCUCUGUAGGCCAGCCACACAUUCAAUAAGCGUACCAAAUCGUAUGUGGAGUUACUGAAAUUUGUUUUCUAUCAAAUUAAUCAUUUUUGUUGGACAAUUCCUGGGUUUUUCUGGCAUUUGCCUAAAUUCAUAUAUAAAAAUAUAAACACUAAAUUGUACAUGUGAAUUAUAUAUAUAUUGGAAACAAUUUUAAAAGAAAUGAAAGUUUUGGGGUAAUUUUAGGUUUGCAUUUGGAAGUCUUGGUGUGUCUGGCAUUUGGGUUAACUGUGGACACACUCAGGUUAAUUACAGACACGUGGAUUUUGCAGGAGUGCGUGCUGGCUGAGUUUUCUGGUACUCAGGGGAGAGGUAAUCUGUUUUGAGACCUCAGUUGUCUUCCCAUUUUUGGUUGUUUUGAAGCAGCAGCGUUUUUCUCAGUGUACAUGCAAUUUGGGUUUUAAUGAGAGGCUAGCCACCAGCUGGCUUACUAGAUGUUUUAAACUUCUAUUCUCUUAAUCCGCUGUCCCAUGGCUGAGUGUAUUCUGCAGUACCUGGGUUUAGCGACCACAAAAUUCUUCAUUAACAAAACUGUUUCAAAAGUAAAUUUGCACUGUUAAUUUUUCUUGCCCUGCCCUUCUCCAUUAGAGCAAGGGUAAUGUCCUCAAAGAAUCCUGAUGUUUUUUUGUUUGUUUUCAUUAUGCAACAUGACACCUACUCGAUAGAAAAGUCUUAACUCCCAGGUGAAAAGGGAGACCUGGUUUGAGAUCAGUCUGCUGGCAUCGUGAUGAAGUGCUUUGUAUCAGGAAAGUGUACACUAUUUACCUUUCUUCCUGUUCACAAGCUGAGCCAUAUGUACAUAAUCUAGAUUUUUGUUUUCAUAGUUUUGCACUUUUAUAGCCUACUUUUGAAGAUUAACACAUUUGCAAGAUGAUUGACCUGAUCCUUACCUAAUCCAAUGAGUGUUACAGAAAGCUUGCUGUGAUGAUAAAUAUAAAUCCUAAAAGGGGAUACAUGAUAAUAGAGGGCUGAAAUUUAAAUCUGUAUUUAAAAAAAAAAAAAAUCACCAAAUCUAUUUGAAAACAAGUCAGUUCGUGUUAUGCUGAAAUUUUGGGGGGCUUUCAGAUUUCUCCUUCUUAACCACAUUUCUGAGUGCAUAAAAAUAUCAGUUUUUUUUCUUUCCACAGCCCUUGUACUCCAAAAUGUGUUUUUUUUUUUUUUUUUUGUCCAUCAGUAUUAACUAUUGGGAUACUACUGGUUUUGUGUUUUUUUUUUUUCUUUGAGACAACAGUACAUAUAAUAGAGGUACAAUCUGUUGGAUUUUUGUUUAUGUAUUUAUUUCAUUCCAGUUUGAUUUAUUUUAAUUGUUGAUACUUAAGUUGUCAAACCAUAGACAUUACUUGUUUUAUUUAUGAUAUAUUUCAGCUUAAAGUAUGUUAUUAUAUGUGGAUGUAAAUAUAGAU
Lagenorhynchus albirostris (white-beaked dolphin) is the source of this 5844-nucleotide messenger RNA. RefSeq names its product zinc finger protein 217 (gene ZNF217). Bases 511 to 3645 code for a protein of 1044 amino acids. NCBI's taxonomy places the organism in Eukaryota, Metazoa, Chordata, Mammalia, Artiodactyla, Delphinidae. The transcript has 6 exons. Gene Ontology annotation, cellular component: nucleus. Gene Ontology annotation, molecular function: RNA polymerase II cis-regulatory region sequence-specific DNA binding; DNA-binding transcription factor activity, RNA polymerase II-specific. Gene Ontology annotation, biological process: regulation of DNA-templated transcription. The record is from RefSeq and is a predicted model, not a curated record.